Messenger RNA from Seriola dumerili (greater amberjack), 2336 nucleotides. RefSeq names its product polymeric immunoglobulin receptor-like. Gene Ontology annotation, cellular component: plasma membrane. The coding region runs from base 4 to 1824 and encodes 606 amino acids. The record is from RefSeq and is a predicted model, not a curated record. Gene Ontology annotation, molecular function: transmembrane signaling receptor activity. The transcript has 13 exons. NCBI's taxonomy places the organism in Eukaryota, Metazoa, Chordata, Actinopteri, Carangiformes, Carangidae.
AACAUGACUGUUCAUCUCAGCUUUCUUCUCAUCCUCACUGGACUCACAGGAGUUCACAGCGUAACCACAGUCAGUAAAGUGUCAGUGAAGGCUGGAGAUUCAAUCACCAUCCCAUGUCUCUAUGGCCCAAAAUACAUGAACCAUGUGAAAUACUUGUGUAAAGGAUAUCACUGGAGCUCCUGUUCAUAUGCAGUUAAAACAAACCAACCACGUAGUUCAGGAAAGUUUUCAAUCUCUGACGACAAAAACCAGAGAAUCUUCACUGUGACUAUAAAAGAUCUGACGAAUACAGACACUGAUUACUGGUGUGUUGUGGAGAUUAAUGGAGGGGCAGAUGAUGGACAGUAUUUUCACCUGUCAGUCACCACAGAUACACCCAGCCUCUCUGUGGAUCAUCAGGAGAUUACAGGGUUUAUUGGCGAGAGUAUAAACAUCAGUUGUUACUAUAGAAACUCUGGAGAAAGCAGGUGGUGCAGGUUGGGCAUGAACUGUGUGACAGGGUCAUCAGGAUCAAUAGAUGGAACAAGUGUGACCAUCAGUGCGACAGUCUCCAAUGUUUUCACUGUGACUAUGAGUAGACUGAAGACAGAGAGCAGCGGCUGGUAUUACUGUGUUAAAGGAGAAUUACAGAUGCCAGUUCAUGUCAAUGUUACUGAGAGACCUACUACCAAGCAGACCAAAGCAGCAUCUUUAUCCAUGACAGAAAAAAUCAGCCUUCAAGUGCACUGGUUCAUAUUCUUUAACCGCUCACUUUCUGACAUGGCUGUUCAUCUCAAAAUUAUUUUCAUCCUCAUUGGAGUCACAGGAGUUCACAGCGUGAAUACAGUCAGUAAAGUGUCAGUGAAGGCUGGAGAUUCAAUCACCAUCCCAUGUCUCUAUGGCCCACAAUACAUGAACCAUGUGAAAUACUUGUGUAAAGGAUCUCACUGGAGCUCCUGUUCAUAUGCAGUUAAAACAAACCAACCACGUAGUUCAGGAAAGUUUUCAAUCUCUGAUGACAAAAAACAAAGAAUCUUCACUAUGACUAUAAAAGAUCUGACGAAUACAGACACUGAUUACUGGUGUGUUGUGGAGAUUAAUGGAGGGGCAGAUGAUGGACAGAAUUUUCACCUGUCAGUCACCACAGAUACACCCAGCCUCUCUGUGGAUCAUCUGGAGAUUACAGGGUUUAUUGGAGAGAGUAUAAACAUCAGUUGUUACUAUAGCAACUCUGGAGAAAAGAGGUGGUGCAGGCUGGGCAUGAACUGUGUGACAGGGUCAUCAGGAUCAAUAGAUGGAACAAGUGUGACCAUCAGUGCAACAGUCCCCAAUGUUUUCACUGUGACUAUGAGUGGACUGAAGACAGAGAGCAGCGGCUGGUAUUACUGUGUUAAAGGAGAAUUACAGAUGCCAGUUCAUGUCACUGUUACUGAGAAACCUACCACUACCACACUUGCAACAAGAGGCUCAACCACCCUAUCACCCAUUGAUUCCAACCCCGUUAUUCCAGAGCGCAGUGCUUCAAUUCACCUAAAGAGCCUCAUCAUCCCUCUGAGUGUGUUGAUCUUCAUUGUAAUAGUAUCCUUGUUCAUCUGGUUUAUGAUGAAAAAGCACAAGCGAAGCAACGCAAAGUCAUCAACCAAGACAAUGGCUGAAGACGGAGUAACAUACUGUAACGUUGGGUACAAGAGAGAAACUUCAGACCAGAGAUCACAUGCUGAAAGUGACAUGGAUGUGAUGUACAGCACUGUGGUUACCAUAAAUAAACAAACAGCAAAAAGGGUUGAAGCACAACAUAAUGAUGUUACAUACAGUACUUUGGCUCCGACCAAAUCAGUCAAUUAGUAGACAGUUUAUUUUUUUAAGACUACUGUGUUGCAAUUUGUUGUCUGCUGUUAUCAUUUUUGUGAUGAAACUACUUCCUUCCUUUUUGUCACUUUUUUUACCUUCCUUUGCAUAGCUGCAAAAUGUUACAACUACGCAUUGACCUAUUCGUUUGCCUAAUACUCAGCAAGACCAGUGACAACAUGUAUCUUGCUUUCAUUGUACUUUUUGUUAGAUGCAAAGCUCACAUUAAUACAUAUUCCUUUCUAUACUAAUCUUAUAAAAUACAACUGACUGUGGCCAAAAGAACAAGCUUGUUACAAAUGUUACAUUAAAAGUAAGAAGAGAAAAAAAAACCUAUCAAAAGUCAUAUAUUGAAUACAAAUAAGAUGUACCACAACAGAUGCAUAAAUAAGAAGUGUGAAAGUGGAAUGAUGUUUUCAUUUGACUUUUAGAAAAAUAUUUUAAAAAAUCUUAUUAUUCAACUGUAACUACCUCCAUGUUUUAAAUAAAUGAACACAUUUCAGUCCAUA